Messenger RNA from Schistosoma mattheei, 3200 nucleotides. Lineage: Eukaryota; Metazoa; Platyhelminthes; Trematoda; Strigeidida; Schistosomatidae. The record is from the annotation of a GenBank genome assembly.
AUGGAUUUGUCAACGAGAACGUGUCGCUUCCUUGUGCAUCGUCAGGAGACGGUGGAGUGCUUAAAGAAAUUCAAUGCACGACGUAAAUUGAAGGGUGCUAUACUUACGACUAUGCUAGCCACACGCAAUUUUUCUACUGGUCGGGGUACCGUUCCAGGAAGUCAUACUUCUGUAACUAAGAAGUCUAAUGAUGGUAUUAAAGAAUCAUCUGACAGUUCUACUGCAGUAAUGGAGGACUCAGCUGAUAUAAAAAAAUUAUUGGCAUGUAGUACCAUUGUCAAAGCAGAGUGCUCUGUUGAAAGCAAAAAGCAGGACAUCAUCCGGGCAACAGAACAACUAUUGGCUGCUGCUGCAGCUGGUGACUUCGAACUCUACCUUAAAUUUUUGGAUUCUCAAUUCACCUAUUUCGGUCCAGAAGCAUGUGGGAAUUUACUCGAAGGGGCUGAUUUCCAUAAGUUUUACUUUGAACAAAUCAUUCCGAAAUCAGUUGUUCGUGCUAUUCAUACCAGCAUACUGAACCCGACUGUACAUUUAAUGGGUGAAGAUGCAGCUUGUAUUGCCUACACAAGACUUACUCAGUUCCUAGAUAAAUGUGGUAUGCCCCAUACACAACAAACAGAAGAAACCCGUGUUUGGGUAAGACGUAAUGAUCGUGGCUGGCAGAAUGUGCAUGUACAUCGUUCUUGUUUAUCAGCAGGCUCAGGUGGUGGUGGAUUCGCAAAUAUUAGUACAACUGGAUCAGCCAGUUUCAACUAUCCACUUUAGAAUCAAAAUAAUAUUGCUCAGAUCAUGAGAGAUAUUAAAACAAGGAAGUAUAUGUAUACAUAUACUAUCAGAAAUUUUACGCUUUAAUAUUGAAUCAAUUCCGUUUGUCUUUUUGCGUAUUUUCUUUCUUUCUUAAAAUUUCAACAUGCAAUUUAUCCAAUCAAUAAAAACCAGGUUUAUCUGAUUAAAAAUAUAAACCUAUUCAUUUUUUCGUUUCUUUGCUCAUGUCGAUAUGCACAUUAGUUUUGCAAUUCGAUUUUAUAAUGCAAAAUCUGGUUACUAAGUCGGUUAAAUGUUCACUUAUCUCAAUGGUUAACUUGUAUGUGCAAUUAAAUUCUUGCUUUAUAUCCUCGUUGAUUUAACUUAUUUAUUCACUGAUAUUUUUAAGUGUGCGAUUAAAUAGCUGACAUUCCACUUUACUCAUUUGUUGUUAGUUUAUACUCAAGUAAUACGAGAUUUCUUUCUGUUAACACUGAUCCACCACUUACCCACAAGACAAAAAUAUUAAGUUGUUUCUAUGUAAAGAAUUCUGAUUGGUAUACCACUUUAUGUUUAUUGUUACAAAUGUUAAUGAUUGUUGGAACUUGUGCACGAACGAUUACUUGUAUAAUACAUCACUGAACCUAUGAAUACUUGUCUUAUCAGGCUAUAACAUCUACUUACCUGUCAAACAGGGAAAACACAAUAUCUAUGCUACUUUUAGUGCGCAUUUUGCAACUUAUGAUCUACGUUCAUUCUCUUCUCACUUUUUGCCCCUCUUCGUAUCUCAGUUCACUUGAUAUUUAGUUUUUUUUUAUUUCCUGAGUAUUCUACCUGGACUAUCUCAUGAUUUUUUGUCCAUGGCUUGUUUUAAAAAGAAUAAAGUCCAUGCAAAAAAUCUUCAGUUUACGUAGUCCACACUUUUACCAUUAUUCGUUAUCGACUGUGAUGCUUUUCUUGUGUUCUGUAUUUUUGUUUAUGUUCGCGUUCAAAUCUCCAUGUUUAUCUUCAAUUAACUUAUGAAUAGUACGGACUGAUUAUAAUUUCGUAAAUGUUAUUCGUACAUUUGAUUCCUUCCACUUCAAAUUACUUAUUUUUGAUGUCUACAUUGUCUGUUUUAUUAUGCUUUUCUUUCAAUUAUUGCUACAUACUAUGCUUUCCAAAUAAGCAUGCAUGUCUUUCACUGCUUCGUACUUAUUAAAUUUAAUAAUAUUUAUCAUUAUCGUUAUUUCGUCGUGGUAAAAUUUUAAGUUUUUCCGUACGAUUGUUUGUCAAGCCUAAUUUAUUUGAUCAUCGUUGUGGUCUGGACAAAUAAUUUAUUUCGAAUUAUUAUAUCUUGUUUCUGUUAUUUGUCUUUUAGAUUCUUAAACUUUUGUAUUUGUACCUGUCAUAAUGAAUAUCCUAUAAUCUUCCCCAUAAAAGUAAUUAACUACUUAUAUUUAUUUCAGUGGAAAUUAUGAUAUUUAGGAUUUCUAUGUCUUACUUUCUUGGUUUAUAUAGGUUCGAAUGUACAUGAGUUACGUUCAUGAACUUUUUUCCACCAAAAUAAAUUAAAGAUAUAAGUGUUCAGCGUUCAACAAGAGACAGUAUUCGUGAUACUAUUUUAACUUUCCUAGUCAAUUUGUCAGCAACUUUCGUUUGAAUUAACAAACCUUCACAUAUUUAUUUCUGUUCUUAUAUCUACAUUCAGUUUUUACUGUAUGCUUCCAUUAAACUUAAAAAAAUUCAAUACAUCUGUUUUUUGACCUUUAUAUAUUUUUCUUUAUUCUAAGAAUAUAUUAUUUUAUUCUAAAAACAGUUGCACAUUUACUGUGUUACUACAAAGGAAAACAUCACUUUCCCUAAUUAUACGUAUGUACUUGUGUUUAUAAUAAACUUAUGUGUAACAAAGAAUCGGCCAGUAAGCUAAAUCCAAUGCUUUAUAUUGUUCGACGACCACUACAGUGGUGUCUUAAUCAUUGAAUAUAAUAUUCUGUUUUAUAGGCGCCUAUUUGUAACCGAGUCUGUUUUCCCUUAAUGUUCCUCUCUAAUUAAAUGUUGGUUUGCUCUCUAAGCCGAUAAAAAUAGUGAUUUCAGUGUGAAGUCUUCUCUCGGUGAUGCUAUGUGUACCUGUUACAUUUGUUUGCCUGCUUGUCUACUUGUUGUCCCGUUGUUGUUAUUUUGUUUCCUACAAAAAAAGGUCAAAACAGGUUCACUAACGGAUCUUUUAUGUUUCUUGUAUUUUCUGUUGUUAAGUAUUAUUUGAUUUGGAAGAUUAACCAUGACUGAAAAUAUUAUAUUUAAAAAACUUACCUGCAACAAUUUAUCUGUAACCUCGUAUUUGUUUGGUUGUUUUCUCGUUAUUUAUUAUUGUUUAUUCCUCAACCUGUUUAUUUCAUUCAUUUUGCUCACACACACCUACCCAGCUUACAUGUCGACUAGCUGGUAAAAAAAGCCAGAAAUACAAGGUUGCUCUU